This is a messenger RNA of Torulaspora globosa, 495 nucleotides long. RefSeq lists its product as uncharacterized. The record is from RefSeq and is a predicted model, not a curated record. Lineage: Eukaryota; Fungi; Ascomycota; Saccharomycetes; Saccharomycetales; Saccharomycetaceae. Bases 1 to 495 code for a protein of 164 amino acids. The transcript has a single exon.
AUGUCUACGGUUACAGCCUCAAUUACAGAUUGCGGAGGAUCUUCUGCGACUAGCAAAUCGAAGAGAACCGUGAAGGCACGAACUCGACAGUUCACGUCAGCAUUCUUGUACAAUGUCCCUCCGUCAGCCUUGACCGGUGAGAAAUCCAAUAACUGCAAACAAUGUAAGUUGUUUCAAGGCACAGUGUUUGUAGAGGAAUUGUUAAACGUGAACGAAGUCGGUAGUGUAGACCAUGUACCCAGUUAUCAGUUCAGGUUUGGCUGGCGACCAGACAAACUAUUUUGCGAGACGGAGAUUAUUGAUAACAUUCACAAGAUGAACGAGGUCAUCAAGACCUGGGGCGACUGUUUCAGGGUCAUGAUGCAGUGCUCAAUGAACCGAUAUGUACUUCUAGAAUUAAAAUUUAGGGACUUUGACCAGGAAAGAGGAUUUCGAGAUCUUGUUUGUAGGAUAAACGACGAGUUUGAAAUUCUUGCUGAGUUAAUGUGGGAUUGA